Molecule: messenger RNA, 1983 nt
Organism: Rhipicephalus sanguineus (brown dog tick)
Lineage: Eukaryota; Metazoa; Arthropoda; Arachnida; Ixodida; Ixodidae
Product: CRISP/Allergen/PR-1
Exons: 8
Coding region: 217-1161 (314 amino acids)
Cellular component (GO): extracellular region
Source: RefSeq, a predicted model, not a curated record
ACAACUGCUGUUGUUGGAUACACGUAGUCACUUGAUAAGCGUCUACGUUAGAAAAAAUUUCUUCGAUAGGGCUGUAAUGUCAAGAACGGUCCACUCUUCUUGGCUGCAGACACCCUCGGUCGGCGAACUUACGGCGAAUGAUGCUAAAGCACCUGCCUCGCGACAGCCCCUCCUGCUAAGGAAAUACACGCUGACCCUCCGCUCAGAAACAAGGCCAUGGCGAUAAGGAAUGCUAGAAGGUUAUUAUUACUGGCCCUGUUCUUGUCUACCACGUCAUGUCCGGCCGAUUCUCUUCCUUCGACGUGCCGCCCCGAGUACCAGAAACUGCCAGGUGGCCUGGUACACACCGCCUGCAAACCACCCAACGACAACUGCAUCUUCGUCACUACUGGACUCAGCAUGGCAGAAAAGGCCGAGGUGCUGAAGGCCCACAAUGACCUUCGGUCCCAGGUGGCGCAAGGGCGACUUCCGGGGUUCCCCACCGCUAGAAACAUGUACCGCAUGAAAUGGGAUGACGACCUAGCACAGGUGGCCCAGGCGUUCACCAAUUUGUGCGAUGACAGGCACGACAAAGAAGCGCAGCGAAAAACAUCAAAGUUCCCGAAAGUGGGUCAGAACAUCGCCUGGAAUUACGAGCCGACGCAGACGCAAGUCGUCGACAGCGCCGGCCGCGUGAAGGACUGGUUCUCGGAAUACAAGGACUUCAGUGCGGCCUACGUCGAUCCUUUCCACGUUAAUCCUGGCCCCGUGGUGACUCACUUCACGCAGGUAGCAUGGGCAGACACAGGUUACAUUGGAUGUGGUUAUACGCAUUACAAGCUUCGAAACGACGAUAACACCAGGCUCCCCUAUAAGAAGCUCUUCGUAUGCAACUACGCCCCAGGUGGUAAUGUCAUCGGCAGAUCUAUGUACAAGCUAGGAGCAGUUUGCAGUGCGUGUCCAGCGGGAACAGUGUGCGACGCAGCCGCCGGUCUUUGCUAUACACCUGGAGAAUCGGACGGCUUGGACGACAGUGCUGGCAGCACCGGUUCACAGUGGGGUAUCCUGGCGUUCUUCCUCCUGGGAAUUUUCGCCACAGCUGCUGUUGCUGUUGGAUUACUUUACGUGCGGUCGACGAUUCUUCGUCCUCCUCACCCGGCCCAACAGCAGUGCGCAAUGUAGGGGCCGUCGCCUGAGUUAGAGAAGAGAACGAUGAAAUGACUCCUUCGCUUUUGUGCCUACUCAUUUCGUGCACUGACUUUCACGAUCAUUUCCAUGCUCAUAAAAAAGCAUCUGGUGACCUCUCAUUAGCAUUACGAAAUAAUGGUUUCAACUCUACAAACACGGCAUUGUCAAGGUCAAAUUACAUCGGUCGCGAAACUUCGAAGGAAAAUUUGUCGAAAACCUAUUGCCACAGAUAUCAAUGCACGCCGUUUUAUUCAAGCGCGAUUAGGUGAGGAGGGGACGAAUAACUAAAGCCAAAAAUUCAAUGGAAUUCUUUUUCGAAUACUCCCAUUUUAUAUAGGUCAAAGCAAACCAGAAUUUUAUUUCACGGGUUAUCUGGCACUUAACUAAAUAGUAGAAUGCCUCAUUGUUUUGGUCGAGCGCCAUAAAUGGGGGGCGUAUGCAGGCAGUCUGCUAAUGUGCACGUGUGGUUACUUCGGCGCAUUGUCGGGUCAAAGAUGCAUCGCUCACUCCUGCGCGGUUGUUCCAUGCGUAUCAUCCGUGGGUUAUUUAUUUGCGCAUGUGUAGGUUACUGGCGUGACACUCCAGAGAAGCGAGACUAUAUCUCACCAUAUGUGUAGAUAACCGCUCCUGUGACUGUAGACUGCUUUCGCUGGCGCACGACCGGCGGGUCCUCGCCUUUCGGGACGGUAACUGCGGCAAGUUCAGCGGCGGAAUGCUGUUCUGUAAGCUUGCCAAAGUGAUACUUUCAGGGCCGCUGUCUCGCUCCAGUGGUUUUCCUUGACAGCGCAAUGUGAGUUUUCGAACUAUUAGGCUAUU